GCUCCAUUCUAAUUCAAAAUGGCGAGUAGAAGCACCGGRGUCAGUGAAAGUCUAUGAAAAACACGCGAAUUUUAUCUGUAAUCGGAUAUUAAUUGAGUUUAAACCUUAGAAUUUAAGAAAAUGAUUAUUUUAGGACGUAUUUUAGUGUUUAUUGGAUUAGUAGCUAUUCUGCAUGCUGGGUAUUCAGCAGUUCAAUGUCGUACUUAUUACAAACUAUUAGAAGAGGAAUUUACUUCACUGCCGGUUGAUAUAUUUAUACAGUGUUUACUGGGCAUGCUAUUUGGAUGUGUUGGAGUUGUAUUGGUUGCRGGAGAGUUCAAAGAAAUCAGAGCAGCAGCAGAGAUGGCAAGCAAAUCAUGGGAAUCAUUAGGAAAUAGACCAUCUUUCUAUACAUUCAACCACAGAGGAAAAAAACUGUAUUCAGAUCURCCUCAAAGUAGUAACUGGUGAUCAUCAUUGUUGGAUUAUUCAUUACAUCAGUAAAAAUUGCAUACAUGGUCUAUACUGCAAGACAUGAUAAAGACAAAGCUUGACAUUGUACAAUGGACAUUAUGCUAUGUGACAGCAAGGCAAAAUAUUCAUUUUUCUUCAUUGCCGCAUUGCUAUCUACAUGUACAACGUGUUAUUCCUAGGAAAAUAACGUAUAAUCAUUCUUUAGUUUUAUUUAAUCYCUCAGUAUUAGCUUGUUGUAUAUCAUUGGUUGACCAAAGAAUGAAUUGGAUUUUGGAAUAAAGUAAAAUUAGUUCCAUAUUUCACACUUUGUAUAUGAAGGUAUGUGUGCUUAAUACAAACAUUUACUAACAUGCCAAUACUGAGCAUAAGAUAAAAGUACUUUUGAAUUUAUUUAAUGGGAAAUUCAUGAUUUAUAUCACAGAGKUUGAAAUCCCAUUGUAUUACUUUUCUUUCUGUUCAAAACAAGUCAUUUUUGCAAAUAUAAUAUAGAUUCUGUACCUGCAAAACUACAGCUUUUAAAAUUUGACUUCUAUUUUGAUUGCAGCUUCUUGAAAAUAAUAUUGAUCUACAUGUAUUCUAAACAUUCUCAAAGUCUAUUAGUGGUAAUGAAAAAUGAUGUUUUUAGUAUUUCAAGUAAAGCAUAAAUCAACUAGCAGUUGUAAACUAGUGUAGGCAGUGCUUAUGUUUCCAUUGAAAUGAAAAUGUUAUAAAAUAAGCCAUAAAGUUUUUGUAUGUUUUGCUAUAGUUAAAAAU
Messenger RNA from Exaiptasia diaphana, 1206 nucleotides. RefSeq names its product membrane magnesium transporter 1. Lineage: Eukaryota; Metazoa; Cnidaria; Anthozoa; Actiniaria; Aiptasiidae. Bases 121 to 450 code for a protein of 109 amino acids. The record is from RefSeq and is a predicted model, not a curated record. Gene Ontology annotation, cellular component: Golgi apparatus; plasma membrane; EMC complex. The transcript is spliced from 4 exons.